AUGCCGGGGUGGUACCAAUGUGCCGAUGUUCUAUCGGCGGUGGAUGCAUAUGAUGCGCUGGGUGUGGAGCCGGGGCCUGCUGAUGCAGGGUACUCACCUUUGCAACGAUCAAUGCAUCUCUCUACGGUAUCAACGAAGAUCAUUACCCAAUGCUACAAUCGCACCAUGCAAUGUGUUGGUGAAAACACUGAACAAGCUAGAUGUGUGAUCAAGUACUACGACAUGCUACAAGGGAAGUCGCGUGAAUCCUAUGACAUGCGGCGAUUCAGGGACAAUACGCAGGCGAAGAACACUGAAAUCAGCAAGAACAUUGCGAUAUUCCAGAAGCAUGUCAGAGUUUCUAUGUCCGAAUUCAAGUCCAAGCGAAACUUCACGUUUGUAUGCUUUGGAAACCAAACCAUGGCGUUGAUGGCCGCCACCAAAUUUGAAAAGGAUGUCCUUUGCGUUAUGGCUGAGUUUGAGAAGGUGACGCGUAAGCCUACUCUACGACAGAAUCUCUUAACUGCACAUGGGGUUGACUCCAGCUUCUUUAAGAAGAGCGUCAGCAAUCAGCGUGAGCAGUUGUUGCAUCGACUGUUUCAAGGUGUUGGCUAUUGCGCAAAAUUUGAAGGACCACACCAAACGCUGGAACGAUCGUGCAAGUCGUUCAAAUCUGCUUCAGAUUGGUUGGUGCAAAUGUACACUGCCAACAAGGAUGGUUCCCUGAAGAGUGCCAUGAAGCACAUCGCCAAGAACGGAGAGGAUGCAGUUGCCAUCAAAGACAUGCUCAGUGCACUGAGCUCGUUUUGCAGAAUCGAACGUUCUGAGAAUGGCUGGGCUAUCAACAAGCGACAAGAGAAGCUAGAAGAGACUGCUGCCAAACACUUACUUCAACUUGCAGUGGAAAUCAACCAAGCCAACAUCAACAAACUGUUCAACAUCAAGGAUGUUGCCACAUCAAGCACGGAGACACCUGACAAGCAGGUCGAUGCAAGUAACACAAAGAACGGACACGUAGCCAUGCCAUCAGGAGAACAAACCAAAACAGACAAAGACAAUGACACUGACCAGGCAUCUCAGCAGCCACCAUGCACCAUUGAGCAGCAGCCCACCAACGCAGUUCAUGCACAAGGGCCAUCACAAGCAGCAGAGGCAGAAGCAUGCGAAGCACAUCAGACCAACCUGCAGCAUGACGGUCACGACAAGCCACAUAGCCCACAAGCACUUCCGGCAGAGCCAGCAUCAACACCAGCACCAGCCACAGAAACACAAGCAUCACCAGCUGACCAGCAGGCCAAAGCGAUGCACAUAGAAUAUGUGAAGAUUGCCAAGCCACCAGAAGAACAAGCAUAUCAGCAGACACCAUGCACCAUUGAUCAGCAGCCCACCAACGCAGCUCAUGCACAAGGGCCAUCACAAGCAGCAGAGGCAGAAGCAUGUGAAGCACAUCAGACCAACCUCCAGCAUGACGGUCACGACAAGCCACAUAGCCCACAAGCACUUUCCGCAGAGCCAGCAUCAACACCAGCACCAGCCACAGAAACACAAGCAUCACCAGCUGACCAGCAGGCCAAAGCGAUGCACAUAGAAUAUGUGAAGAUUGCCAAGCCACCAGAAGAACAAACCAAAACAGAUAGCAAAGACGAUCACACCGACCAUGCAUCUCAGCAGCCACCAUGCACCAUUGACCAGCAGCCCACCAACGCAGUUCAUGCACAAGGGCCAUCACAAGCAGCAGAGGCAGAAGCAUGCGAAGCACAUCAGACCAACCUCCAGCAUGACGGUCACGACAAGCCACAUAGCCCACAAGCACUUCCGGCAGAGCCAGCAGCAACACCAGCACCAGCAACAGAAACACAAUCAUCACCAGCUGACCAGCAGGCCAAAGCGAUGCACAUAGAAUAUGGGAAGAUUGCCAAGCCACCAGAAGAACAAGCAUCUCAGCAGCCACCAUGCACCAUUGACCAGCAGCCCACCAACGCAGCUCAUGCACAAGGGCCAUCACAAGCAGCAGAGGCAGAAGCAUGCGAAGCACAUCAGACCAACCUCCAGCAUGACGGUCACGACAAGCCACAUAGCCUACAAGCACUUUCGGCAGAGCCAGCAGCAACACCAGUUCCAGCAACAGAAACACAAGCAUCACCAGCCGACCAGCCGGUCAAAGCGAUGCACAUAGAAUAUGGGAAGAUUGCCAAGCCACCAGAAGAACAAACCAAAGAAGAUAGCAAAAACGAUCACACUGACCAGACAUCUCAGCAGCCACCAUGCACCAUUGACCAGCAGCCCACCAACGCAGUUCAUGCACAAGGGCCAUCACAAGCAGCAGAGGCAGAAGCAUGCGAAGCACAUCAGACCAACCUCCAGCAUGACGGUCACGACAAGCCACACAGCCCACAAGCACUUUCGGCAGACAACUCUACAAUUGGCAUCAUGGAAUGUGGGCAGCAAGGCAAACUCGUUGGCACAGCAACGCUUGUUACGAUCAAGAUCAUCAACAACUUUGCAGAUCUUAGAACAUGCACUGAAUUUAAAACUGCUUCUGAAGAACAAAAGUUAGCAUGGCGCAAGCGAAUUGUGCACAACAAGAAGCCUCUUUACCAAUGGAUUUUGGAGGAUAUCGUUGAGCUGAAACAACCACUACAGGGUCCCAGUAGUAGAGGCAAAGCCACGUGGGUCAACAUUGCAAAGUUGAAGUCCUUUGUCGAAAGAGAGGUGCCUGUAAAUAUUCAACUGCGUCAUGAGUUUAGCGUUGAGAUUGAACCUUACAAGAGGAAGUUCAUUGCUGAUGCUCACACUGCCAAGGGUGAAAAACCAACAUUUCAUCUUUUCAGCGAUGUUCGUAUUUUUGCAGAUGGCAAAGGGUAUUGCGAUACCUGUGGUUGUGUCCACAAUGCGCCAGCUGAAGUUGAUAUCCUAUUUGUUGGUCCAUCAUGCAAAAGCAUCAGUUUGGAGAAUGCCGACCGGUCUUCCUACAAGCACUGCUACAGUACGGGUGAAGGAAGUAGUGGCUACACAUACCAACAUGGAGUAAAAGGUGCUGUUUCUUCUACAAAUCCUGCACUUUUGUUCUUCGAGAACGUAUUGGGAGUGAUGUUUGCAGUGAACAAGAAACCAUCCCCCAUGGAGGUCAUGACCAAAGACCUGGGAGAACUUGGCUAUGUUGUUGAACAUUCCAAAAUUGAUGCACAAGACUACCUCUUACCUCAAAGACGGAAUCGGGUGUAUGCAUUAGCGGACAUCAAUGCUGGUCAAUGUUCCCAAUCCUUUGCGCAAAAAAUGAAAGCAACCAUGGAGUCUAUGGCUUCUGAUGUGUUGUUACCGUUUGAUUCUGUGUUUGACACUACUUUGCCACAUCAGCAGCUGGAGGGGCGACAAUAUGACAAACUGCAGGAAGCUUUGGAAAAAGCAUGUUUACAAGCAAACUGCCAAAAUGUGUUCCUAGACACGUCAACUUCGUCAACAAGAGAGUGUGAAAGUGCAACCAAUGUCCUUACAUGUGUGCGACCUACGCACAAAAUUUACAGCAAUCAGCUUCAACGUUUUGUGACCAUACAAGAGAUGUGGGCAGCACAAGGACUGUUCAAAUGCAACUUUGAGAACCAAGAGGCAGUUCAAAGCAUGUGGGAACAAGCUUCAAAAGCACAAGACCUUGCUGGUAACGCUUUCGCUUCUACAUGUAUGCAGGCCAAAAUCAUCGCGUCUCUGGUACAUGGUCAGGGAUGGAUCAAUCUCGCAGGAUCACAUGGAAACGCUACAAACGCUCUGCAAACUGGUUUCGAAAGUGGUACUACUCCAAAUGACUCAAGCUCUCAACCUGAUUUCUUCGAAACACCAGAUGCUAAAGGGACUUUGUCUACAGCAUCAUCGAGUGAACGGGGUAUCAAGCGUAAGAGUAGCUCUGAUGAUGAUGAUGUACGAGAUGAAAGUGUUUACAGCAGUCCACCAGCAGAAGCAUCAGCAUCAUCCCGACCACAGAAACGCAUCAGUCUAUCAAGUGAAUCGAUAGUAGCCUCAUCACAACUGUCAAAACGCAUCAGUUCAUCAGAGGAAGCCUUGGUGCCAUUGCCACCUCCCAAACGCAGAUGUGAGUAUGAGAGUGUUUGCGCAGAUCCAUCGGUGAAGUACAAAGAGAAGCAUUUCCUCUCUACUGCCAGAAGGAAAGGUGCAUAUCAGGGGUGUUUCACGGACAGUCAUUGGGGAGGACAUCGAAAAAAACAAAACUGGGAUUUGUUGGUCAAAUACGCUCCAAAGAUUGCAAAAAAGCAUUCUGAAGUUCCUAACUCACUGCGUGAUGUUCUGAACAUUACCACAAAGAAGUGGAAUGGAGGGAAAUUCAGCAAAAGUGAUGGGCUGCACGUGAUACCACCAAGCCUAGCCCUAGCACUGGAUACGAUCAUCAUGGACAGAUUAGCGGCUGGCGAAGAAGUUUCUUACGAUUUCGUUGAAUCAACGUUGAAACUUUUGGUGAAACUUUGGAAUGAAAAGAUUGAAGAGUUGCAGGCCGAUGUUCAGGAAACAGUACAAAAGAAAAUCUUGCAAGCACAAAACGCAAUCGCUGAGUCUGAAGAUGUUGGAGAUGAUGUUGCGCGAAUGGCAAAGGAUGAUGAAAUGACAGCAUUGAGCAAGUUGUUAGAGACACUCCAGCCCUGCAACAUCAGCACCCAACCUACUGCACUGGGGUCCAUCACGACAAUGAUCAUCUCGACUGCCCAGGUCUUGUGCAUCUCGAGUUUGCAACCGAUUGGGGAUCCGAACAAGUUCGGACUUGGUGUGGAGCAUGAUGCGGUGCAUACUCUCGACUUGGAAGAGGACAAGCAGAUCGAAAUGGAGCAUGGUGAACCAAUUGAGUACGGCGACUUUUCCGGUGAUGAACUGGAUUCAGAGCUACACAGUGGGUUUCUCUUUGUCAAAGACUCAGACUCAGAGCAAGAGGACGAGCAUGAUGACAAGACAGCAGAACCCAAAGAGGACGAGAAUGGCAAGAAAUCACGCAAUGCAGCACUUGAGCACCGACCAGAAUAUCAGGAACUCAAAGCGGCGGGGGUGACUGUCAG
Cladocopium goreaui is the source of this 5033-nucleotide messenger RNA. The record is from the annotation of a GenBank genome assembly. Lineage: Eukaryota; Dinophyceae; Suessiales; Symbiodiniaceae.